AUGACUACAAAAAACAGCGAUGAUAUCACUGCGUUUCUAAGGCCCAGCGUAAAAUACCCACCAAUUGCUGCAAACUCAUCUUCAAAAUCGGCCAUUUACGUUCCGACUGCUCCUCCUGUAGCCACUUUCAAGGAGCGUAUCUUGAGAAACUACAGCCGAUUUUAUGCGUGUCAGCGGUGGGGUGGUUACAGUGCAAGAUUUGCACUCAAAGGGUUUUCUCCUGCGCAUCCUUUGUAUGUAAAACGUGCUGAGGAAGGUGCUGUGGGUCUCGCCUGCUUUAUUGUUCGUCUGGUUGCUGUCAAUGCACCAAUCUCAGCAGAGACUCAAGAUAAGGUAGCACAGUUAUUCUUGUCGCUUGUUCCUCCUUCGUCCGGUACCAUAGUUGCCGAUCCCUUAGCUUUCGCUCGUCGGUUUUCUAACGAUUCGUCUACCAACGAGAAGACUAAAGUCUUGCUAGAGUGUAUUAUCAAAGUUCUUAAUAGCAGCAAUUAUGCACGACCACAGCAAGCUAUUAACGGCGCACUUUGUACAAAGUUACAUGAUGCCAUUAUCAGGCAAAAGUGCCAUUCAGCCAACAAUUAUGGAAUAAGCAAAAAAGCGUAUUUACUCUAA
This is a messenger RNA of Rhizopus microsporus ATCC 52813, 612 nucleotides long. RefSeq lists its product as uncharacterized. The coding region runs from base 1 to 612 and encodes 203 amino acids. Lineage: Eukaryota; Fungi; Mucoromycota; Mucoromycetes; Mucorales; Rhizopodaceae. The transcript has a single exon. The record is from RefSeq and is a predicted model, not a curated record.